Molecule: messenger RNA, 192 nt
Organism: Colletotrichum destructivum
Lineage: Eukaryota; Fungi; Ascomycota; Sordariomycetes; Glomerellales; Glomerellaceae
Exons: 1
Coding region: 1-192 (63 amino acids)
Source: RefSeq, a predicted model, not a curated record
AUGUCCAGAUUCAACAUCGGUCGAGCAGGUAUAGCGGUGUCAGUCCUUGCAGAUACAGGCCGGACCGGACUUUUCCAACACAGCAAAGAUGACACCGCCAACGGCGAUGGGGCUGUUUUCGGUCCAGGGCUUUAUGGUCCAUGGAUGCUGAUGGGCGCAAAGAGGCCCACGGGACGAUAUAGGCUAUUUUGA